AUUUUCAGCAAAUUUUUGCAAGCACAAACUACAGAUGAAGACAAUAAAAUUGAGCAGAUUGUACUUCUUUAUAGUACUCAUGGUUGUGCUACCUUGCAGUCUUGCCAUCUAUUUCGCAAAUUUAGGAACGCUUCCUGUAAUAGGAGCACGUCCAAAGGAAGUUCCUUGCGAAUACAGGUCCUUUGUGAUAUGCAUAGGCCAAAAUAUGUUGAGUAUAUUCUGACAAUAAUAAAAAAAAUUUGUAUAUGGUCUUGCACGAUACGUAGUGAGUUAAAAAUGCACACGAAUGAGG
Cylicocyclus nassatus is the source of this 292-nucleotide messenger RNA. NCBI's taxonomy places the organism in Eukaryota, Metazoa, Nematoda, Chromadorea, Rhabditida, Strongylidae. The record is from the annotation of a GenBank genome assembly.